Phascolarctos cinereus (koala) is the source of this 4233-nucleotide messenger RNA. It is a transcript of the gene CCDC80, whose product is annotated as coiled-coil domain containing 80. NCBI's taxonomy places the organism in Eukaryota, Metazoa, Chordata, Mammalia, Diprotodontia, Phascolarctidae. The record is from RefSeq and is a predicted model, not a curated record. Gene Ontology annotation, cellular component: basement membrane. Gene Ontology annotation, biological process: positive regulation of cell-substrate adhesion; extracellular matrix organization.
GUUGAAGUGGGAAGGAGGCGGUGUUUUGCUGAUCUGUUAAAUUCUUAGUAAAGUUUCUGAGAUUUCCAGUGGCUGCUGUUGUUUGACUUUGGUUUGGAGCAGAGCUGAGGUUAUCCUGACAUUUCUGGGACUGGAUCCAGCCAAAGGGAAGAAGAAGGGGGAAAGGGAAAACGAGAAGAAGGAGAAGAGGAAAGAAAGGUGGGGAGGAAUACACGGAGACGUGAAGAACUGAAUAAAGAAAAAAAAAAGCCCACCCCUUUUUCCCUAUCACAUUGCUGUGUUUUCCUUCAGUCUGGAAAACGUAUUGAUCCUGAUACUUUGGCUCUCGGGAAACAAAGGGACUUAGCCAGAUUGGGGGGGAAAGCAUGAUAAGAAGGAUCAUGGAACUUUAAAAAGAGAGAGAGAAAUUCUCCAAACAUCUGGGACUCCACUCUUGCGGGAUGUGAUGUGUGCUGGAGUUUACGUGUGACUGCUACAAAAACCAAGCCAGAACUUAAAGGUAAAUGGAGAUACAAGGAUUUAAAAGGACGGUUCCCUUCACUUCAUUCUACUGGUCAAGAAGGUAAAAAGGAGAAAGAGAGAAAAAAGGAAAAUCAACUCAACUGGAAAUAAGACAGUCUCUGGAGUCUGUGGUCUUUUAAGUUCAAAACUGGAGCUGCUGCAAACCCUUUGGUGCUGUUCAUCCGCUGAAAGGGAAAAGAGCUGGGAGGAGACUGAUUUCUUCUAGGGAACUGUCCUGCGACUAAGCUUCAGGACUUCCCCCUCCCCGCCAAACCCUCUGCAUUCCAUCUCUAUGAGCUAGAAUUGGAUGACACAAUGAACUGGAUGAUGGAAUGGGGCUUCACCAUGCUACUGGCAAUGUGGCUAGUGUGCCCAUCAGAACCCCACCCUCAAACAGUGGACAGAGGGAGCCAUGGAGCUGGGAAAGUGCUGCCAGCUUCCCAGGUUAAUGGUAGACCACUUCGAUUCCUGAGGCACACAAGGAGGGCCCAGGGGAGUGUGAGAGCCACACCAGAUAAUCCUGACCAUCCCAUCCUAGACAGGAGGAGAGCUGUGCCAGUAUUGAGACUAGCCCGCCCAACUCCCCUGCCAAUGCAGACCAGAGUGGGUGGCAGCCGAAUGAGGCAGGAACAGAGACCGACAGCCAAGAGCUCCCCAAGGGAGAUGGUGAAAGAUGAGGGAUCCUCUGCUCGGGCAAAAAUGGUGCGAUUCCCAUCAGGGUCCAGCUCUCCCAACAUCUUAGCCAGCUUUGCAGGGAAAAACAGGGUAUGGGUCAUCUCUGCCCCUCACUCGUCGGAGGGCUACUACCGCCUCAUGAUGAGUCUCCUAAAGGAUGAUGUGUACUGUGAGCUAGCAGAAAGGCACAUCCAGCAGAUCGUGCUAUUCCAUGAGGCAGGGGAGGAAGGUGGCAAGGUGAGGAGAAUCACCAAUGAGGGCCAGAUCUUGGAGCAGUCCCUCGAACCUACUCUCAUCCCCAAACUGAUGAGCUUCUUGAAACUGGAGAAGGGGAAGUUUGGCAUGGUGCUGCUGAAGAAAACCCUGCAGGUGGAGGAACGCUACCCAUACCCAGUGAGGCUAGAAGCAAUGUAUGAGAUCAUUGAUCAGAGCCCUGUCCGAAGGAUAGAGAAGAUCCGGCAGAAGGGGUUUGUCCAGAAGUGUAAGGAAGCUGGUGUGGAGGGACAGGUGGUUGAGGAAGGGAAUAAUGGUGGUGGUGGAGGGAGCAGACCAAAGAUGGGCAGUGAAAAGAAGAAAGAAGACCCACGGAAAGGACAAAUCCAACCCACAAGGGAGAGUCGAGUGAAAACAAUAAAGAAAUUGGUCACCACAACAGUAACUCCUCCUCCAACUGCAAGGGCCACCAUGCUUCCUCCAUCUCCUCCAAGGACAGCAGCCUGGACCACCCCUCGUGCGGUGACAGUGGCAACCCGGCCUACUACCACGACUACCACCUUUCCAACCACUCAGAGAACAUGGACUACCAGAGUUCAUACCACCUCCUCUUCCCACAGGCAGCCUUCAGCAGCUGAGGCGACAACUCCCAAGGGGACCUGGGAAUCAGAAGAUUUCUAUCCCACCUCAAGGAAGGAGCAGCACAAAGAGAGGCAACAGCCUACCAGGAGACCAAGCAAGACCACUGGCUAUGACAGCCACACAGCAGCAACCCCUGCAACCCCAGACCACUAUACAAGGGCAGGCAUAAGCCGCUUCCGUGACAACCGUACAGACAGGAAGGAGUAUGGCCCUCGGGAUCCAAAUGUGGUGCCAGGCCAGCACAAACCAGUGAAGGCAAAGCCACCUAAAAAAAAAGCACAGGAAAAGAUUCUAAGCAAUGAAUAUGAGGACAAGUAUGACCCUAGCCGGCCUACUGUCUCUCAGCUAGAAGAGGAGCUUGAGGCAGGGAACAUCCCCCCUAAGAAAGGGAAGGAGACAAAAAAGCAUGAGCGGCCUGACAAGCCUGAGAAGAAGAAAAAGGUGAAGAAUGAGAAACCAGACAAGCUGCAGAGUGAAAAGCAGACCAAGAAGGACAAGACAGAAAAAAAGAAUAAGCAGGAGAAAGAACGGAAUAAAAAGAAGAAGGGGAGCAAAACAGAGCAUGACGGGUACUUGAAACCCACUUCAAAGCUUUUCACACAGAGUUCCAAGAAAUCAUUGACUGACCUGCUAGAAUUUUUUGAAGGGAAAAGGCGGCUCAUUCUCAUCACUGCUCCCAAGGCUGAGAACAACAUGUAUGUGCAGCAGCGAGAUGAAUACCUGGAGAGUUUCUGCAAAAUGGCAACCAGAAAGAUCUCUGUGAUCACUAUCUUUGGCCCUGUCAACAACAGCACCAUGAAAAUUGACCACUUCCAGCUAGAUAAUGAGAAACCCAUGAAGGUGCUAGAUGAUGAAGACUUAGUAGAUCAGCAUCUCAUCAGUGAACUGAGGAAGGAGUAUGGAAUGACCUACAAUGAUUUCUUCAUGGUGCUAACUGAUGUUGACAUGAGAGUCAAGCAAUACUACGAGGUUCCCAUAGCAAUGAAGUCUAUUUUUGAUUUGAUUGACACUUUCCAGUCUCGAAUCAAAGAUAUGGAAAGGCAGAAGAAGGAGGGCAUUGUCUGCAAGGAGGACAAGAAGCAGUCACUGGAGAACUUCCUAUCUAGAUUCCGUUGGAGGAGGCGUUUACUUGUGAUUUCUGCUCCUAAUGAUGAAGACUGGGCAUAUUCACAGCAGCUCUCUGCUCUCAGUGGACAGGCUUGCAAUUUUGGUCUGCGUCACAUAACCAUUUUGAAGUUGUUAGGCCUUGGUGAAGACAUUGGGGGAGUUUUGGAAUUGUUCCCAAUCAAUGGAAGUUCUGUGGUUGAACGAGAAGAUUUGCCUGCCCAUUUGGUGAAAGAUAUACGGAACUAUUUUCAAGUCAGUCCCGAGUACUUCUCUAUGCUUCUGGUUGGGAAAGACGGAAAUGUCAAGUCCUGGUAUCCUUCUCCAAUGUGGUCCAUGGUGAUAGUAUAUGACUUAAUUGAUUCCAUGCAACUCAGGAGACAAGAAAUGGCUAUUCAGCAGUCACUGGGCAUGAGAUGCCCUGAAGAUGAGUAUGCUGGCUAUGGUUACCAUAGCUAUCACCAAGGCUACCAGGAUGGCUACCAGGAUGAUUAUCGUCAUCAUGAGGGUUACCACCAUGGAUACCCUUACUGAGCAGAACUAUGUAACCUUUGCCUCCCUUCCAUUUCCCAACCAAUAACCCCUGCAGCUGUUAAAGCCACAUAUAGCCAGCUAUGUAAAGAAAUUACUUCAAACAGCUUAAACUACCCUGAAUUUUUCUUACAGUGUUCAUCCAAGACUAAAUAAAUAGCAGACUUUUGCCUUCCCCAAAGUGCAUGAGUCUAAAUUUUAAAAUGAAAUAGUUCCAAAAUAGUAACCCCAGAGUUUUAAAGUAACAAAGACUUCUUUUUGUGUUUUCUUUAGCUGGAGGGCAUCUAUUGCUCAGUAAUUGUACUAAAAACCAAGAUGAUUUUCUUUUAUUUCCUUCAAAGAUGGACAUUGUAUGGUAGAGAGAAGACUGUAAAAUAAGUGUUCUGAUGCUUUUUAUUUUUUCAAAAGUAUUUAUUGGAAAGUGAGAAUUUUGUAUAAUGUCAAAGAAUAUGAGUAAAAGGCCAUAACCCAGAUUCUUUUAAGAAAGGUGAAUGAAUGAGAUUACAGUUUGAUUAUUAACACCUUUUAAAAUGUCUGUCAAAAAGAAACUUUGCUUAAAUUAACCAA